AUGGGCGACCUAGCAGAAACAGAGACGAUGGACGAUAUUGCUGUUAACCAACUUAAUGGUGGCGUUGGAGAUGGUGCAGCUAUGGUAUUUAUGUUUAAUGACAAGCUGAUUUCUGUGUCUAUAUUUCCUAGCAACGGAUCGUCAACAAAAGAUACCUGUCACCUGGGAUUAGAAGAACGCCCUCUGCAGGACCAUCUUGUUGAUCUUAUUUCUAAAGCUACAACGUGUCAGGACGAUGACGAGUAUGAGAGGCUUGAAGAUGAGGUUCUCGGGGUUAUUCUUGACGCCGGGAGACAUCUUUUUUCUGGGCCAAUAUUUUCGCGAAGAGCACGCACUGAAAGCAGUAAAACUCUGCAUAAUCUCUUAUUCCCCCCGAUCCUCUACUUCCGUUUAGAGGCUCCCGCUAGCUGCGUCUCCAUUGUACCUAUCAAACCGAGCGAGUCAAACUCCAUUCUCACGAUCGACCCUGCCCUGGACCAAGGUUUUGAGGAAAAGUUGGAAAUUUACCAAGAUUUGCCUUGCUAUAUUCCUGAUGAAAUCGUGGUCAUGGAGGUGUUUUUACGUGGUGCGAAUUGUAUCACUGCUGCCGUCCAGGUACACGGCCAAGACAUGUUUUGCAAGUCGCGUGUUGAACCAGGCGGGCUCUUUGGUACUGGCGAGGGGCGAGAGCUCGAAUGUCUUGGUGAGCUGCGCAAAGUGUUCAACCAAUCAGAUGCGAUACGGAUUCCCCAACUUCUCGGGUAUGUUCAUCAUAAGGAUACGAAGCAGAUAUUGGGAUUUCUUCGACAGUGGGUGCCCGGACGCAGGCUCAGCAACAUCGACAUCACCUCCGCUACGGAAGGGAAAAGGCAAAAAUGGACCUCGCAGAUCCGCGAAACAAUUGAGAGUCUUCACAAGCACGGAUUGGUCUGGGGAGACGGAAAGUCUAGCAAUAUUAUCAUUGACGAGCAGGAUGAUGCCUGGCUGAUUGACUUUGGAGGCGGUUCCACACAAGGUUGGGCCGACGAGGAGCUGGCGGAAACGAAAGAGGGAGAUGAACAAGCCCUAACCAAGAUUGCACAAUUACUGAACGAAGAUAAUCGCGCGUCUUUGUCCUCUUAG
This is a messenger RNA of Fusarium sp. VM40, 1101 nucleotides long. Lineage: Eukaryota; Fungi; Ascomycota; Sordariomycetes; Hypocreales; Nectriaceae. The record is from the annotation of a GenBank genome assembly.